This is a messenger RNA of Condylura cristata (star-nosed mole), 789 nucleotides long. RefSeq names its product sialic acid binding Ig-like lectin 8 (gene SIGLEC8). Gene Ontology annotation, biological process: cell adhesion. Bases 1 to 789 code for a protein of 262 amino acids. Gene Ontology annotation, cellular component: plasma membrane. The record is from RefSeq and is a predicted model, not a curated record. The transcript is spliced from 4 exons. NCBI's taxonomy places the organism in Eukaryota, Metazoa, Chordata, Mammalia, Eulipotyphla, Talpidae. Gene Ontology annotation, molecular function: sialic acid binding.
AUGGGCAGGAGACGGGUCGGUAUUGCUGCAGAUCCUGGGCCACCUCCAUUCCCCGAGCUGGGAGGGGUUGGCCCUGCUGUGCAGGUGCAGAGUGGGGGUUCCUCUUCUCCCAACGGCCACUGCCACAUGUUCCCCCACUUCCUGCUUUCUGCAGAGGAAGUGCUGCAGAUCCCACUGCUGCUUCUGCCCCUGCUGAGGGUGGGCCCUGAGGCCCUGGGCAGCGGCUCCUCGCUCGCGGUGUGGGAGGGCCAGUCCCUGCGCCUGGCCUGUGUGGUCCACAGCCACCCUCCCGCCAGGCUGAGCUGGGUCCGUGGGAGCCAGAAUCUGAAGUCCUUGUCCAGCGCCAGCCCCGGGGGUGCGGGAGGGGCGUGGGAGCACCCCCAGAGCCUGGAGCUGGAGCUGCCCGGGGUGCGCCUGGAGGACCACGGGGAGCUCGUGUGCGGAGCUCAGAACCCCCUGGGCGCCCGGGAAGCCUCCCUGCGGCUCUCUGUGGAGGAUGCGCCCCAGAACCUGACCAUUGGGGUGAUCGGGAAAGAAGGUUCAGCUGGACACUGGCCUCUGGGCCGACCCAGGCAGAGCUGGGCGGCUCUGAGCACAGGCUGGACGCCGGUCAGCACCACGGACAGCGCCGAGUCCCGCACGCGGGCUCCCCGGCAGCCACCUGGUCUGGGUGCUGCUCGCUGCAUGGCCCCGCGUCCCCCGCCCGGCGCCCGGUCCUGGUCUCUCCCCGCACAGGAUGCUCACCUGAGGCAGCCUCCUCCUCGUGACGUCUCCUACUCCCUCAAGUGA